Striga asiatica is the source of this 609-nucleotide messenger RNA. Lineage: Eukaryota; Viridiplantae; Streptophyta; Magnoliopsida; Lamiales; Orobanchaceae. The record is from the annotation of a GenBank genome assembly.
UGGCAUCAUUUUGUUACAGGUCUCUCUGUAGAAGGGGAUUUACAGGGUAUCGAGAAACUCUAUAGGGUGCUCUCUGCCCAUAUAUGGCCUGGAAUGUUGUUGAAAUCUGGUGAUAGAAUAAAUGAACCUUCACUACCCGAUCAAGAAGAGUUGUCCGACGAAGAAUCUGAUGAUUAUCAACCUGAGUACGAGAAAUUAUCCUCUGGUUCAGCAGAACCCUGGGACAGCGUGGGAUGGAUUUCUGCUGAUGGUCCUGCUUCGACCUCAGGAAACUUAGAUAGAGAGAGUGAAGUUAAAUUGAUAGGAAAAGAAAACAAGCUGUCAACAUCCGUUUCAAAAUUUCCAGAAGAGAUUGACUGUGACCUGGUCCACGAAGCUGAAAUAAGGUCAGAGGUGGAUGAGGAAGAUAAAACUUAUGAUUUUGAGAAUUUGGAGAAGCUGAUGGCGGAGAUUGGUAACAUGCGCAAUGGCCUGAAAUUGAUGCCCGAUUUCCAGAGGAGGGAAAUGGCUGCAAAGCUGGCAAUGAAGAUGGCUGCAAUGUUUGGGGACAGCAGUGAAGAGGAUUUUGUGAGAUUGAGAAAACAUAACACCAAAUGUGCAAUUAAUUGA